AUGACUCUCACCAAUCUUUUAGUUCAAUUGUGGACUUCCUACAAUGCCAAGAAGGCCAUCUUCUCAUCGGGAACACCAUUAUUAUUCCAACCCAUCACGUUCCGAGGUCUCACUCUCAAAAAUCGUAUCGUCGUUUCUCCCAUGUGCCAAUACUCUUCUAAGGAUGGAUUUGCCAAUUUUUGGCAUGUUCAACAUAUUGGCAGUAGAGUCGUGGGUGGUGCUGCCUUGUUCAUUGUAGAGGCUUGUGCCGUAUCAGAAAUUGGUAGGAUCACUCCGCACUGCUUGGGUUUAUGGAAAGAUGAACACAUUGGAAUGUUGAAACAAAUAGUAGAUUUUGCGCAUGAACAGGGUGGUAAGAUUGGUAUUCAAUUGGCUCACUCUGGACGAAAAGGAUCCACUCGUGCGUUGUGGGAAGCGUUUGGACGAACAGCUCUGUCCAAUGAAGAAGGAGGAUGGGAAGUGGUCGGUCCUUCUCCAAUUGCGUUUGAUGAACAACAUCGAAUGCCACGAGAACUGUCAGAGCACGACAUUGAGCAAGUAAUUGAGGAGUUUGUGCAGGCUGCAAAGAGAGCAGUUGCAGCUGGUUUUGAUGUCAUUGAAAUUCAUGGAGCUCAUGGCUACUUGAUCAAUUCAUUUCUCUCUCCGACCUCAAACAAGAGAACUGAUCAGUACGGAGGAUCAUUUGAAAAUCGAAUUCGACUCCUUUGUGAUAUUGUCACAAGAGUACGACAAGUCAUUCCACAAGAAAUGCCUCUCUUUGUUCGUAUUUCAUGCGAAGAAUACACAAGUGAAGGGUGGAAUAUUGAGGAUACCCUUAAACUCGCACCCAUUCUUAAAGAUUUGGGAGUUGACUUGAUGGAUUGCUCUUCUGGAGGAAAUGCUUCAAAAUUAAUGUCACUUGCUAUCAUGGUCUUUCCAGGUUACCAAGUACAAUAUGCAGAGAAGGUCAGACAAGUAAUGCCUGUAGGAGCUGUUGGUAAAAUCACAGAGCCCAAAUUUGCUAACAAAAUCUUGGAAGAUGGUAAGGCCGAUUUGAUAUUCAUUGGAAGACAAGAAUUGAAUGAUCCUUAUUGGCCUAUUCGAGCUGCCAAAGAGUUGGGCUAUUCUGACAUGCCUAUUCCACCUCAAUAUAAAUUUGCUGGUUUUUAA
Naegleria lovaniensis is the source of this 1149-nucleotide messenger RNA. RefSeq lists its product as uncharacterized. The record is from RefSeq and is a predicted model, not a curated record. NCBI's taxonomy places the organism in Eukaryota, Heterolobosea, Eutetramitea, Acrasida, Naegleriidae. Gene Ontology annotation, molecular function: NADPH dehydrogenase activity; NADP binding; FMN binding. Bases 1 to 1149 code for a protein of 382 amino acids. The transcript is spliced from 2 exons. Gene Ontology annotation, cellular component: intracellular anatomical structure.